UUCCGGGGAUUUCAUCAUUCACUCUGCUUCUUUUCUGCCGGCGUUUUCAGUCCAUGCUUUUCAGAGCAGUCGUACCCGCCCUGGUGAGGUCCAGCAUAGGCAUCGCUGCCCUAUUUCUGCCUCGGGUUCCAGUUAAAUCGGACCCGCUCCAUCAUACACUGAGAGGCAGGGUAUUUUCUCUGUCGGCCUGUUUGAGUAAGAAGAACAAGAAAAGUCUUUGGCUUCAGCUCUCAGAUUCAGAAGGACAAAUUAUGGAUGGAAAUAUUGAAGAGAUUCUAGCCCCAUUGAGGCUUGCAGUCAAAGAACAGGGGGAAUUGGUGCGCAAACUGAAAGAGGAGAAGGCCCCUGAUGUGGAUGUUACCAAAGCUGUGGCUGAGCUGAAGGCCCGGAAGCGAACACUAGAGGCAAAGGAGUUGGCCCUGCAGCCCAAGGAUGAUAUCAUUGAUAGAACCAAGAUGGAGGACACUCUUAAAAGGAGAUUCUUUUAUGAUCAAGCAUUCUCCAUCUAUGGGGGUGUGAGCGGGCUGUAUGACUUUGGUCCCGUCGGGUGUGCUCUGAAGAACAACAUUCUCCAAGCAUGGAGGCAGCACUUCAUUCAAGAGGAGCAGAUCCUGGAGAUAGACUGCACUAUGCUGACCCCGGAGCCCGUUCUCAAGACAUCAGGACACGUGGAUAAGUUUGCAGACUACAUGGUGAAGGAUGUCAAGAAUGGAGAGUGUUUCCGUGCCGACCACCUCCUGAAAGCUCAUCUCCAGAAAUUGAUGUCUGACAAGAAGUGUGCUGCAGAAAAGAAGGCCGAGAUGGAAGAUGUCGUCACUCAGAUGGACAACUUCACCCAGCAGGAGUUGGCGGACCUCUUUGAUAAAUACAACGUUAAGUCUCCAACCACAGGGAAUGACCUGAGCCCACCCAUCUCCUUCAAUCUGAUGUUCCAGACCUCCAUUGGACCCGGGGGCAACAUGCCCGGGUAUCUGCGGCCGGAGACCGCUCAGGGAAUCUUCCUCAACUUCAAGCGCCUGCUGGAGUUCAACCAGGGAAAGCUGCCCUUUGCCGCGGCCCAGAUCGGGAACUCCUUCAGGAAUGAGAUCUCACCCCGCUCUGGCCUCAUUCGGGUCAGAGAGUUUACCAUGGCAGAAAUAGAGCACUUUGUAGACCCCAACGAAAAGGUCCACCCAAAGUUCCAGAAUGUUGCUGACUUGGAGAUCCUGUUGUACUCCUCCAAAGCACAGACCAGUGGCCAGUCAGCCAAAGUAAUGAAGCUGGGCGAGGCAGUAGGCCAGGGGGUGAUCAAUAACUCUGUCCUGGGCUACUUCAUCGGGAGGAUCUACCUGUACCUGACCAAGGUGGGCGUGGCCCCAGACAAGCUGCGCUUCCGUCAGCACAUGGAUAACGAGAUGGCCCACUAUGCCUGCGACUGCUGGGACGCCGAGACCAAAACCUCCUACGGCUGGAUCGAGAUCGUUGGGUGCGCAGACCGCUCGUGCUAUGACCUGCUGUGUCACGCCCGGGCCACCAAAGUCCCCCUGGUGGCUGAGAAGCCCCUAAAGGAACCCAAAACCGUGAAUGUUGUCCAGUUCGAGCCAAACAAGGGAGCAAUCGGCAAGGCCUACAAGAAAGACGCCAAGCUGGCGAUGGAGUACUUGGCCGUCUGUGAUGGGUGCUACAUAACGGAGCAGGAGAAACUUCUCAGCGAAAAUGGUGAGUUCACCAUUGAGACAGAAGGGAAGACUUUCAAGCUAACCAAGGACAUGGUCAGCGUGAAGAGGUUCCAGAAGACUCUCCAUGUUGAAGAAAUUGUUCCCAACGUAAUCGAGCCAUCCUUCGGCAUCGGGCGAAUCAUGUACUCCAUCUUCGAACACACAUUCCAAGUCAGAGAGGGUGAUGAACAAAGAACGUUUUUCAGCUUUCCAGCCACUGUAGCUCCCUACAAAUGCUCCGUCCUCCCUCUGAGCCAAAAUCAGGAAUUCAUGCCUUUUGUCAAAGAGCUUUCCGAAGCUAUGACCAAAAACGGCGUCUCCCACAAGGUGGACGACUCCUCGGGGUCCAUCGGGAGGCGCUACGCCAGGACGGACGAGAUCGGCGUGGCUUUCGGCAUCACCAUCGACUUCGACACGGUGAACAAGAACCCCCACACCGCCACCCUGAGGGACCGCGACUCCAUGCGCCAGAUCAGGGCUGAGGUUUCAGAGUUGCCGGGGAUCGUCCGCGACCUGGCGAACGGCAUCACCACAUGGGCCGAGGUGGAGAGCAAGUAUCCCAUCUUUGAGGGACAGGAGACGGGAAAAAAGGAAGUAAUAGAGGAAUAAACCACAAUUGCACCAGCUGGCCACUCUCAUUGGAGGAAAUGGACAUUUGUACUUAAUGUCAAUCGGGGCACUUGUUAUCCCAGCUGUAAUGUGCAAAGCUGUCUGUUCACCAGUAGAGGUCCUCAUUUUUCGCAAUGCAGCCACCACUUUGGGGGACAAAAAAAUCAUUAUGUAAUUAUGAUGCUUUAAGUCGAAUAAUGGUCUAUUUUGCAUAUUCCUGCCCAUAAAUGUUAACUUUUAAAUUCAGUUUCAGUUCAAAUCCACGUGACUAAAAAAAAAAAAAAAGGAAUGGAGGAAAUGGAGAAGGACUUUCUGUGACUGGCCUUUUUCUUUGAGAGCUGUUCUUGUACGGUUUAUACAGUUUAUGCCUGAAAGGAUGAGGGGUGGGGCUUUGUCUUUAUACGACCUGCUUAAAUCAUGGACUUUCUUUUCAGUUUCAAGGUUUGUCUCACAGAGAAGACAUGUCUUCUUUCACCGCUCUGAAACUGGGGAAACGAAAUGAAAAGCAACUUGGUUCAAUAAACCCAAAUAUCUGUAGAA
Messenger RNA from Anguilla rostrata (American eel), 2846 nucleotides. RefSeq names its product glycyl-tRNA synthetase 1 (gene gars1). The transcript is spliced from 17 exons. Gene Ontology annotation, cellular component: cytoplasm; mitochondrion. Bases 54 to 2306 code for a protein of 750 amino acids. Gene Ontology annotation, molecular function: ATP binding; glycine-tRNA ligase activity. The record is from RefSeq and is a predicted model, not a curated record. Gene Ontology annotation, biological process: mitochondrial glycyl-tRNA aminoacylation. NCBI's taxonomy places the organism in Eukaryota, Metazoa, Chordata, Actinopteri, Anguilliformes, Anguillidae.